AUGAACAUUUGGAAUUCAGAACUUGAAACCAGUAUCCGUACGUAUUCCAAGAACCCUCGCAAUCUGGGUGCGCCACAAAACGUCUUCCACUACCACAUUCAUCUCUCUACAGUCAAAGCAAAGCGUCGUGAAUCCCGACUGACCUGUGAAGACGAGGGUUACGUUGACCAAACAGUCAACAAAUUUCUAUACACCGUAACCCGAACACCAAGGCUGGCUGACUAUGUUUGGCACCUGAGGGUGAGUUGUUGGAAUGUAGAAAAUGCCGAAAAUGAAAACUAUGACCAGAAGGUUGAAUUUGAUGGUGAUCUUGUACGUGGAUUAGUCGGUACAAGAAGCGGAUAUUCCGAAGAAGAAAAGUCAACAUGGCUGAACGAUCUCGAACGGGAUAACAGUGAUGCGUGGUUAGCUUUGCUUCUUCCGCAAUUGAUAGAAUUGCGAAACCUCCACCUCGUCUGGCCAUAUGGCUCACAGUACGUCUUGGAAAUGCUGCAAAAGGCUGCUAUUGAGGAGGAAGCGGUCUUUCCUCAUCUCGAGGAGGCCUAUGCAGCUUCUGAAGCGUGA
Messenger RNA from Penicillium maclennaniae, 564 nucleotides. RefSeq lists its product as uncharacterized. Lineage: Eukaryota; Fungi; Ascomycota; Eurotiomycetes; Eurotiales; Aspergillaceae. The record is from RefSeq and is a predicted model, not a curated record. The transcript has 2 exons. Bases 1 to 564 code for a protein of 187 amino acids.